AGGCGAGUGCGAAAGACUUGGUGUAAAUAUUUACAUAAUAUACACAAAUAUACCCUCUUAAAGGAGGGUUUUUAUCCUAUCAAGUGUCAGCAAUACUCUACGUCGACACCGACGGUGAACAUAGAAAACAAUUUAGUUUCCCGUGUUACUUUUCUCUGUUUUCUUUAGGAUGUUGCCGGAGGGGAGACUACGCCACGGAGGCAAUAAGUAGGAAGACCAGGAAAACACAGCGUCGUGCUGGCAGUCGGGGAUAAUACUGUCUACUGAGCGAGUGUGUAGGUUAACAUGUCUGACGAUAAAGCUCGUACUAAUAGCUGUUGGAGCAGAGCGCUACUGACGGUGAUUGGCCUCUUCGGCUUAGUCCUCCUCCUCCAGGUGGCGGUCAUGCUCUUCGGUCCCUCCAAGUCCGUGUGUACCAAGCAAGUAUGCCUGGCAAAGUUCUUGGAGGGUCCCCCUGCCUUCAACGACGAAACUAUGGCUUCCUACCUGAAAAGGAACUACUUCCUCCCUCCCGCUGCCACCGAAUACAACCUGUCCGGCCACGACGGCACCUCCAACAAAUUCAGCUCCCUCGUGCAGUUCAUCAAAGAGCAUUUCAAAAAUAAGCGAGGCGGGGUGUUUGUUGACGUUGGCGCCGGGGACGGAGAGUAUCGUUCCAUCACGCUGCAGCUGGAGAAGUCCCUGGGGUGGACGGGGCUGCUGGUGGAGCCCAACGAGCGCCUCUACAAGAAGCUGCUCAAGAAGGGUCGCAAGGCCCAGCUGACCAAGACUUGUGUCUCGCCCUACACCUACCCAGCUAUGAUGACGCUGUCACACCCGAGGGUGGAGGAGGGGGCCAGCCACGAGGUGGAGACACUCGGCAAGGGCAAGAUAGAACAGUUCUGGACCAAGGAUGAAAAGGUACAACACGAUACGUUCGAGGCGCAGUGCGUGCCUUUGGAGAACCUGGUGUACGCCGCCGGGAUCACCACGGCCAUCGACCUGCUGGUGCUCGACAUGAGCGGCACCGACUUCGAUGUUCUUGUCAACACCAAGCUCGACGCUCUCCCCGAGCUAGAGAUGAUCGUGGUCAACUCUAACGGGGCCAAGAUCCAGGACGACGUCGGAGGCUACUUCCUGGAGCGGAACAUGCUCCUUAAGGAGAUCAUCGUGGAGAAUGAGACCACCAUCUACUACAUUCUCCUUAGGUUUGACGCGCAGAGGGACCUCUAAUGGAGUCGUGCGAGCCAGGAGCCAGAUUCACAAAGCAGUUACGCAAGCACAUACAAACGUGUACAUCUUUCCUCAAUCUUUGACGGCUUUGGUUACAUUUAUUAAACAGUUUACAAGCAUGAAAACUUUCAACUCAACU
Procambarus clarkii (red swamp crayfish) is the source of this 1351-nucleotide messenger RNA. Its product is annotated as protein Star. Lineage: Eukaryota; Metazoa; Arthropoda; Malacostraca; Decapoda; Cambaridae. The record is from RefSeq and is a predicted model, not a curated record.